Vigna angularis (adzuki bean) is the source of this 561-nucleotide messenger RNA. RefSeq lists its product as uncharacterized. The transcript has a single exon. The record is from RefSeq and is a predicted model, not a curated record. Lineage: Eukaryota; Viridiplantae; Streptophyta; Magnoliopsida; Fabales; Fabaceae. Bases 155 to 364 code for a protein of 69 amino acids.
CCUCACCAAUUGCUUGUCUCUUCUUCCAAAGUGACCACCUUUGAACCCCAUUUCCUUUUUAAGCCCUCCACUAUAUUAUUGCACUAUAACAUAGUGAAAUAGCAAGACCAAGAAGAAGGAGAAGGAGAAGAAGAAGAAGAAGAAGGAGAAGAAGAUGGGAGAUUGGGGUCCAGUUUUUGUGUCAGUGGUGCUUUUCAUUCUGCUGACUCCAGGGCUUUUGGUUCAGAUUCCAGGAAGAGGCAGCUUCAUAGAGUUUGGAAACUUCCAAACAAGUGGCUUAUCAAUAUUGAUCCAUGCUAUCUUAUACUUUGCCCUUGUUUGCAUCUUCAUGUUAGCAGUUGGAAUUCACAUGUACAUGGGCUAAGUCGUCAUCAUCAUCAUCAUCGUUAUCCCAUGUAUACACUUUAGUAUAUACUUUUCUUGUUUUGCUUCUGUCUCCUUUCUGUUUAGGGAUGUCACUUCUUUUCCUUGUAACGCCCUUUUUUCUUCAUCUUUCAAUAAAUUUCUUGGAAUCAAGCUUCUGAAUUAAUUAAUGAGAAAAACUCAGUUUUUGAUGCAUCA